Molecule: messenger RNA, 1444 nt
Organism: Microdochium trichocladiopsis
Lineage: Eukaryota; Fungi; Ascomycota; Sordariomycetes; Xylariales; Microdochiaceae
Product: Alpha/Beta hydrolase protein
Exons: 4
Coding region: 84-1319 (411 amino acids)
Molecular function (GO): hydrolase activity
Source: RefSeq, a predicted model, not a curated record
UCAGCGUCUCCGGAGAACCGAGACGAGCACACAACGACUGUUUCUGGAUUCUUGGAGGGUUCGAAGCGAAACGACGAACAAAAAUGUUCAUGUUGGGCCCCGUCUCGGCGCUCGACUGCAUCGCCUUCUGCGUCUUCCUGGCGAUCCAGCUGCCAUUGCAGGUCGGCCUGUUCGAGACGCUUGGGGUCCUGAUCCCAUGUCUGCCGUUUCUGCUCCUCAAACUACCGUUCCAGUUCCUCAAGACGCGCUUCCUCGUGCCCGCGCACCGGCAGCCCCCGUUCGUGGCCGUCGCGAGCCCCUUUGAGGACUUUGUCAUCCGCUGCGUGCGGUACGCGUUCUCCAACAUCCCGCCCAAGAUCGGCAGGGUCUUCUUCUCCAAGGCCGUGGCGCUCCCGUUCCUGAGGUUCAGGCUGCUGAGGCACGGGUUCCUCAAGACCCCGUUGCAUUGGAGGGAGUAUGGCGAUGGUGAGAGGAAACGAUUCAAGGGGAUAUGGAUUAUCCAGGAUCCCACAAAGAGGCCUGAUUGCUGCAUCUUCUAUGCUCAUGGUGGCGGCUUCAUGAUGGGGUCGUCAUACUUCUACCUCGAAUUCCUGCUCACCUGGCUGAGCCUCCUGUCGGAGAGUGGCUACAAGAAUCCGGCCAUCUUCUCGCUCGAGUACACUCUGGUACCUGACGCGUGCUUCCCUACGCAGCUCAACCAGUCCAUCGCCGCCUAUGAGCACGUCUCGUCCAUGGUUGGAGACGCCUCCAAGAUCUGCGUCGCCGGAGACUCGGCGGGCGCGGGCAUCGUGCUUACACUGCUAUUCCACAUUGCCAGACCUGACGCAAAGCCUAGGCGGGUGUCCUACGUGCCGACCUAUUCUCUGCAGAAGCCUGGUUUUGCCGUGCUCAUCUCACCAUGGGUCACCAUGGUCUCGCCGCUGCAUAGGAACACGGAGAGCGACUACCUCGAGGCCAGCCAUCUUCAUGGAUAUGCCAAACAGUAUGCCGGCGGUGCACAGUUUGUCCACGACCCUCUGAUAUCUCCGGGCAGCUGUCGCGAUGUCGAUUGGUGGAGCGAAGCGCUCCCGAGUAGGGGCGUUCACCUCACGUAUGGUGCCGAAGAGAUGUUGGCGGCAGGAAUAGCUGACCUCGAGGAUUUCCUGCGGCGGAAUAGCUUCAGGGUCACUCAGCAUGCGGAAGCUGGGGAGAUCCAUGCCUGGCCAGUCGCCAGUCUAUUCUUGUGCAACACAAUCGACGCGCGGAAGAAGGGCUUGGCCGAUAUUGUGAAGAAAAUCAAGGAGAACAUCACGAGCGACGAGGCCAAUGAGGGAAAGUAAAGAGUCAUGACAGAGACGACGAGAACCACGAAAGGAGAAACAUGCGGGGUGACACAGCCAUGUCAGAUUAGAUCAAGUAACGCCUUCAUCGAUCGCUCCAAUGCCCUAGAAACCUUGACGCCAUG